ACUCGUACUGAGCCUCUCCCUAAGAAGCGAAACUCCUAUCGAGAGGAUCUCACCUGCUGACGGAUGCUAAGCAAAUGCAUCAACUCUGAUUAUUGUCUGUCCGACCGCACAUUGUUCUGUGUAAAAAGUUUGUGAAGUGAAACAUGAAAUUUAAAUACACCAGGAGUAACAACGCACAGCUGUCCAGUGGGCGAGGCUACACACUUAUGGAGUUAUUGAAGGGCUCUGGCGAAUUCUGCAAGGCACAAUAUCACAUCAAAUAAAGCUGCUUGAAUCAUAUGUCAUCUUGUGUAUGCGUUUGCUGUGUGUCAGUGUGUGAAAAAGCAGGAGACUGAACUUGGUGAUGGGGUAAAGUGAAGGCGUGAAAAUUAGCGGGUCCUCUGUGGCUACGUUGUUGAUUGCCGCUCCUCUGCUUCAUAGUUCCCAAGCUCUAGCUGUAAAGGAGAGAGCUCUUCUUCUUUCUUUGGCUAGUGCUCUUGGCUAAAUCAAAAUUAGAGAUCAGAAAAUAUCUGGUUGGCCAGAUUUCAUUUACUGCCAGAUCUCUUCCUUCACUACCCUCGUUAUCCAUAAUAUUUUACUAAAUUAGUUUCAGUGGAAAAAAGCCUCUAAGUGUGUCUUGUGUGUAUAUAGUGUGAUUGUGAACGGUGUAUAAAAUCAGCCUUUUUAUAUAUAAAUAUAUAAAUAUAUAUUAAAUAUAUGUGCAUAUGCUGCAAUAGGCUAUAUAUUUGUAAAAAAAAAGAAAGUAGAGGAGAUUGUUAGUGGAGAUCUCUCCCCAUCAAGUUUGAAGGUGUCUAUCCUCAUUUUAUUUUGAAGCUCAUCGUAGAAAUUGCCAACUUCCUGUUGUUGGAGUAAGCAAAACUACUUUUUCAAGUUCCUGUGAAGAGAAUAGUAAACAUCACUGGAUAGAUAACAAGAGUCCCUUUCAGGUGUUACACUUGUCUAUUUAUUUGGUCCUUUGGGCGUUAUGAGUGCAAACAGCGCCAACAUGAGAUCCAAGAGCAUCAGACCAGCCCCCUCGGAAAUCGAGUACAAGAAUAUGCGCUUCCUUAUCACUGACCGACCCACUGAUGCCACCAUGCAGUCCUACAUUGAGGAGUUGGUGAAGCACGGUGUGCAUGAUGUGGUCCGAGUUUGUGAACCAACAUACAAGACUGAUGAGCUGAAAAAGGCUGGCAUUUCAGUUUUGGACUUAGUUUUUGAUGAUGGAACAUUCCCCCCAACAGAGAUUGUCGAGGAGUGGCUUGGAUUGCUACGACGACGUUUCCGUGAAGAUCCAGGAUGCACAGUAGCUGUUCAUUGUGUGGCAGGUUUAGGACGUGCACCAGUGCUGGUGGCCAUUGCUCUAAUUGAGCUGGGACAGCGUUAUGAAGAUGCUGUUGAACUCAUCAGGCAGAAGCGUCGUGGAGCAAUCAAUGCAAAGCAGUUGGCAUAUCUUGAAAAGUACCGUCCCAAGUCCCGGCUUCGACUGAAGAAUGGCCACAAGACUGGUGCAUGUUGUGUGCAGUAAUCUUUUGCACCUCAACUCUAUGGUGAUCCUCUUUGGAAAUCUCAUGUGAUGCAGAUGGGAACAAAUUGAAAAUAGAAUGUCUAAAAUCUCUAAUUACAUAAAAGGGUCUGGAAUUUUUAACCCACUGAGACGUACGAUAGAAGGGUUAUUGCCAAAAAUGGGAUGAAGUUUCAGUUGUUAACAACAAAUAAUAAUGGAAAAAAAAAAGUAGAUUGGUGUCUCAUAAAUAUUUUGCUCUCUUGCAAUUUGAAGCUUUUUAUGUGUUGUGCUAAAUUGAAGUUUAUUUUUUCUUUAGUAUUUUUGCUUUUGUCCCAUUUUUAGCUCAAACCCUAGUAGAAGAUGAGGUGCUCGUGCACCUUUAGAUUGUAAACGUUGUUUUUAGUCAACAGAAAACCUGUUGUAUAUCUCACUUGAUGAUAGUGCAUUUUGUUAUGUAAAUAUGGUAGUACGUAUUUUCAUUUUUUGUAAUUUUCACUUGGAGAAAUAUUGGUAAAUGUAUUCAACUUGAAAAUUUGAAGACUGCCCCAAAACUUUUGAAUGUGUAUUGUAAGAACCUAUCUUGGAUUUUACUGCUGUCAACUUUUUAACUUCCUGUUUCUAGUCUAAAGAAAAGGAAACUUACUUUUCAGACCAUGGUUAUUAUUUUGAGGUGCAUCAAGCUAUGGCUUCUGUUUUUACCAUUUCUUAUAUCAUUGUAGUUUUGGAAAUUGCACUUUUUUUUUCCAAAACCAGAAAAAUGAUAUUUUUAAGGCUGAUAAAAAGAAAUUGUUAAUUUUUAAGACUGAAAAAGUUGUGUUAAAUAUUACAAUAUUUUUAGUCCUCCAAAUUAUGGAAAAAUAUGAUUAUUAACUGGGUGUGGUGCCUAUUUAAAACCUGCCUUGCUGUUUACUCCCUAUCAUAUGUACAAGAGAAGUUACAAGAAGGUACUUGAAUGACAACCCUUUGCCAAUGUAUUUUCACAUUUCAUGUGAUAACCUUAUAUAGGACUGACUGACUUGGUUUGAUGCACUUGGCUUUCAUUUCUCUAGGGUGAGUCUGUUUGCAGAUUGAGACUCUUAUUAGAUAUCAUUGUAACAGACUUGGUUCUCUUGGUGUCUCUUACUAAUAUGGUUCACAAAAUAUAAAGCAUUAUCAUAACUUCCCAAGUAUAAAUUAACCUUCUCUGCAUUUGUUCUUUGUUGAAACAAAAUUUAAAGAACUAUACCAUCCAAAAUUUAACAGACUUUUAAACCAUCCAAAAUAUAAAUGACCUUUCUAUCAUUUACUCAGUAUAGUUCACAAAAGUUUAGAGUUACCAUACCAUCCCAGCAAUGGUACUGGUGUAAAGAUUUAGACAAGGUAGUUGGAUACCUUAAUAUGCCAUGCUUGGCACCCCAUACUACACCGCCCCUUAUCCUUCUUUUAUUGGAAGGAUUUCUUUUCACAAUAGUUAGAUCAUCCCUUUAUCAUCUUUUUCUUUAAACUUCUUUCUUUCUUUCUUUCUGGGUAUUUUUUAUUUCUGUGAAGGUCAAGUCCUAUAACAUGGCCAUAUUAAGCGCAAGCGGUGGCCAGGUCAUGUCAAUUCUGCUUAAACGAAAAGUCGUUUUGGCUCUCAUUGACCCAUGUGUGUUGUUGCGUGGGACUCCUGGUGGCACCAAUGUGGUGUAUAAUGACUUCAGCCCUGUGUGGAGCUUGCCAGGACACACACACAGCCUUUGUAAGUGUCUGUAUUUUUGGCUACGAUAGCAGUGUGAACUUGUUCAUAAUAAAAUGGUUUUUUGGUA
This is a messenger RNA of Macrobrachium nipponense, 3270 nucleotides long. It is a transcript of the gene PRL-1, whose product is annotated as PRL-1 phosphatase-like. The transcript is spliced from 6 exons. Gene Ontology annotation, biological process: protein dephosphorylation. NCBI's taxonomy places the organism in Eukaryota, Metazoa, Arthropoda, Malacostraca, Decapoda, Palaemonidae. The record is from RefSeq and is a predicted model, not a curated record. Gene Ontology annotation, molecular function: protein tyrosine phosphatase activity. Bases 965 to 1507 code for a protein of 180 amino acids. Gene Ontology annotation, cellular component: cytoplasm; nucleus.